AUGUGCGGAAGAGUCAGCAGCCUUAACAGAGAAGCAACAGAGAGGAACUGGCUCCAGCGCGAUCGGUCACCCGUGACCCGUCGUAUGCUUACUGUGCACAUUGUUCCCUACGAGCACUCUCUGCGGAUAGCCCUACGGCCCCUACACCGCCUGAUCCUAGUCAAGGCAGUCACUGCAAGGCCUACGAUCCAGCCUUCUAGUCUAGCACCAUCUUUCUACAGGAGCGUCCUGAGUCUGACAAUGAGUAAGCCAUCAGGGAGCUCCGAGCCUGCUCCAUGGCGUCACCUGCUUGCCUCUCAUCUAAAGCAAACACCCGAAUGGGAGUUUACAGUCGCGACAAAGAACUUGCGGCUGACGUGGAUUCUUCCCAGAACUUGA
Penicillium bovifimosum is the source of this 378-nucleotide messenger RNA. RefSeq names its product FMN-binding split barrel-related protein. The coding region runs from base 1 to 378 and encodes 125 amino acids. The record is from RefSeq and is a predicted model, not a curated record. Lineage: Eukaryota; Fungi; Ascomycota; Eurotiomycetes; Eurotiales; Aspergillaceae. The transcript has 2 exons.